GAUGAGUAGCACAAACAAACAGUUUGCCGACAAAGCCUUUGAGCUUCUAAAGGAAUUGGACCGGUCGUCGCAAACCAUUCCGGCUUUUGAUGAUGACGGGGUGCGUCAGGUGUUGGAGGAGAUUAAAGCUAUAUUCAAGGAGAAUGUGACUCAGGCUUCAUGCUAUAGCAGCUCAGGGGAUCGUAGCCUAUGGCCGCUGCUAAACUACAGGCAUGCGGCGCUGCAGCGUAAUAAACGCUGUCUGCUUGCCUAUCUCUAUGAACGUAUGCAGCGCAUUAAGGCGCUCCGUUGGGAGUUCGGCCCCAUCAUUCCCGUCGACAUAAAGCAGUCGCUCUGUGAGCCGGAGGUGCACUUCUUCAACAACUAUUCCAAGUCUCUGGCCGCAUACAUGCGUGCAGUGGGCGAUGGCCAUGGUAUUGACCUCACCGGCAAUUUACGGCCUCCUAAGUCGCUGUACAUAGAAGUACGCUGCGUGGAGGACUACGGCAAAUUUGAGCUGGAUGACGGCGAGGUGGUGCAUCUAAAGAAGAACAGCCAGCAUUACUUACCCAGGUCGCAAGUGGAAACCCUGGUGCGACAAGGCAUACUUCAGCACAUAGCUUAGAUUUAAAUAGAUACAAACGUUUUAAAUAUAAAACAAUUUUAUGACUACA
Scaptodrosophila lebanonensis is the source of this 653-nucleotide messenger RNA. Its product is annotated as DNA replication complex GINS protein PSF1-like. The transcript has a single exon. Bases 2 to 604 code for a protein of 200 amino acids. NCBI's taxonomy places the organism in Eukaryota, Metazoa, Arthropoda, Insecta, Diptera, Drosophilidae. The record is from RefSeq and is a predicted model, not a curated record. Gene Ontology annotation, biological process: DNA replication; DNA strand elongation involved in mitotic DNA replication. Gene Ontology annotation, cellular component: GINS complex.